Saccostrea cuccullata (small rock oyster) is the source of this 1217-nucleotide messenger RNA. RefSeq lists its product as uncharacterized. The record is from RefSeq and is a predicted model, not a curated record. The coding region runs from base 321 to 1043 and encodes 240 amino acids. NCBI's taxonomy places the organism in Eukaryota, Metazoa, Mollusca, Bivalvia, Ostreida, Ostreidae. The transcript is spliced from 7 exons.
CUUCGACAGACCUCUUUUCAGCUUUAGGGUACUACAAGAAAGACCACCGUGAUGUCAACGAGGAAUACGGUCACAAUUAUUUUCAGACAUGUAUUAGCCCCGCAAUUCCUGCGGGAAUUGGUAGUCUUUCAUUAGGGUACAUUUACAAAAAAUAGAUUUAAAAAAAAACUUAUUUAAAAAAAAAAGGAAGGAAUCUCCAUAAGAAGUUAAAAGCAUUGACAGAUUUAUAAUUUUUAUUGAAAUAAGGCAAGAAAACUAUAAUGUUCUUUAAAUAUUAUGCAUUAACUUGUUCGCAAAUUGUCAAUUAAACUUUAAUUUUUAUGUGUAGCAGUUUGCACUCUGUACAUGCUCAAGCUGAAACAACUAGCAAUUCGUCUGUGACAGGACUAAUUUUUGCCAUAGGCCGUCUCGGAGCAAAUUAUUCCAGGAGAUGCGUACAUUAUUUGGUAGAAGCAUAUAAAAGUCCAUUUGGGCAAACAUCUUCCAUAUCUCUAACCGGAAAGGAAGUUAAGCUUACAACUGUUCUAUGGAUUAGUGGUGGGGUAUUCAUGGCCUUGAUUCUUGGUCUUGCAAUUUGCUGCACGAGAGGAAAGUGUCAGAAAAAUACCCAGGAACGAUCACCUUUAUCAAUACCACACUCUUACCCAGCAUUCCCUGUCGCAGAGACACCACCACGACCGGAAGCACGCGUACGUCCUUUUAAUAACCAAGGCUCGGUAUCUAGCAGGGAAGAGUCCCGACCACUCCUUUCUCCUAAUAACAGCCCUACAUCCUAUUCAGCUGUUGAAAAUCCAUCUGGUAGAUCAGACCAUUUUGUAGAACGACUUGCAGGUCAGAAUCACUCGCAUCCAAUCAACGUGCAAGGUUACAACGAGUACUUACGAACGGCUCCAACGCUUGACCCUAAUAGCAUCACAGAAGACCGAUCGCAAUGGGAAGACCUUGAAGAAAUUGGAGAUCUUAAUAUUCCUGUCGAUGACCAGUUUCAGACUGGAUACAGUUCUCUCUCAAAUGAACAGAUAGAUUAUGCAACUUCAACAUAAAACUAGAGGUACUGUGAGCAAUGAGCUCACUAAAUGAUACCCCCCGCCUCCCAUAUGAAUAAAAUGGCAGUGUCCAUGUUUUGCUCUGGAAAAUCCAAAAUAUAUGUCAGAUCAAAAAGUAAAAUAGGAGGUGCACAAUGGCAAUAUGUAAUAAAGAUUCUGUGAAAGUUUCAU